Messenger RNA from Doryrhamphus excisus (bluestripe pipefish), 2614 nucleotides. It is a transcript of the gene eif2b4, whose product is annotated as eukaryotic translation initiation factor 2B, subunit 4 delta. NCBI's taxonomy places the organism in Eukaryota, Metazoa, Chordata, Actinopteri, Syngnathiformes, Syngnathidae. The record is from RefSeq and is a predicted model, not a curated record.
CCCAUCCGGUAGGGGGCGCUGUGCAAUAUAUGGGCAAAGACCUUGUACAGGAAGCGAAGCAUCGCCGUAAACAUGGCUGACAGUGGAGUGGCAGAUGAACCUGACAAGCAAGCUGACAUAGCGCGUGCAAAGAGUGAAGGCAAAGAGCUGACCAAAGAGGAGAAGCAGCGACUAAGGAAAGAGAAGAAACAGCAGAGGAAAAACAAAGAAAAAAAAGAAGAGGCCACAUCGCAUGAAAAUGAGACAAAGCCUGCCACUUCUGUUACUGCUGCUGCUGCUCCACCUUCACAACCGCCAGCACAGCAAGCUCCAUCCGCAGUGCCUUCCUCCGAGACUCCCGGGCCAGCAGAUAAGCCGACCAAAAGCAAAGCCGAGCUGAAAGCCGAGAGGAGAGCUCGACAAGAGGCUGAGAGAAACUCCAAACAGAGCAAGAAGGGAGAGACAGGCCCGCAGGCCACCGCCCCUUUGAAACCUAAACUGCCGCCGAGCGAGUUGCAGCCAGUGGUGAAGAGGCUUCCCGAACAUAUCCAAGUGGACAACCCUGACGUUUUAAGGAAACUGGCCAAGAAGCUGGAAAGGCAGCAGAUCCCGCUGCGGUUAGACUACGGUUACAAGGUCAGCCUCUUCUCACACCUUCACCAGUACAGCCGCAAAGCUCCUCUAACGCAACAAGUCGGCAUUCCCUCCUCGGUCAUACAUCCUGCUAUUGUGCGACUGGGACUCCAGUACUCGCAGGGCAUCGUCGCAGGAUCCAACGCUCGCUCCGUGGCCUUGCUGCACGCCUUUCAACAGGUCAUAAGGGACUACACCACACCUCCUCAUGAAGAGCUGUCCAGAGACUUGGUUAACAAAUUGAAACCCUACAUCAGCUUUUUGAAUCAAUGUCGCCCUCUAUCGGCCAGUAUGGGCAAUGCAAUCAAAUACAUCAAGAAAGAGAUCUCCAACAUUCCUAGUAAUUGCAAAGAAGACACGGCCAAGUACAAACUGCUCAGCUGCAUUGACAGCUACAUCAAUGAAAAGAUAGUCCUUGCCGCCACAGCCAUCGCACAGUUUGCCAUAGAAAAGAUCAGCGAUGGCGACGUCAUCCUCGUCUACGGAUGCUCAUCGCUGGUCAACCACAUCCUGUGCGAGGCCUUCGACAUGGGCAGGAAGUUCCGCGUGAUCGUGGUGGAUAGCAGGCCCAGGCUGGAAGGCAGGGAGGCCCUGAGGCGCCUGGUCCAGAAGGGCAUCAGAUGCACCUACGUCCUCAUCUCCGUCGUCUCCUACAUCCUCCCCGAAGUGUCAAAGGUGUUCCUCGGAGCUCACGCACUGCUCGCCAACGGCUACAUGAUGUCCCGCGUGGGGACGUCCCAAAUAGCUCUGGUGGCCAAAGCCUUCAAUGUGCCUGUGCUGGUGUGCUGCGAGACGUACAAGUUCUGUGACAGGGUGCAGACGGACUCCUUUGUGUCCAAUGAGCUCGAUGACCCUGACGACCUCAUCGUGACUCGAAAGGGGAAGACUCAGCUGGAGCACUGGCAGGAAGUGCCUUCGCUCGGCCUGCUCAACUUGGUCUACGACGUAACGCCGCCAGAUUUCGUGGAUGUGGUCAUCACGGAGCUGGGCAUGAUCCCGUGCACGUCGGUUCCUGUGGUGCUACGUGUAAAAAAUAUCGACCAGUAAAGGUUCACGUGCUUUUGGCAUGCAAUAAUAAUUAUAUAUACACACAAGAGAAUGGGAUUGUGUUGUGUUUUUAAUGGAGUUGUUUUUCACACUGAAAACACAAAAAACAAUCUAGCCAAAUUAAUAGCCUUAAAAAUGAAAUAGCUUAGUUGGGUGGUGAGAUAAAUAAAAAAAAGAAGCACUUAAAACAGCAUUAGUGUUUCCGAUCCAUAAAGAAACUACAUUUAAAACACUGCCGGCUUAUAAUAAAACCAGUUCAUGUAAAAACCCCAAUGUUUGCGUAAAAUAGGAUGGAAAUCACUGAGGUGGAGUGGCGGCGUAUUCCCUUUUGAGCUGACUAGAGUGACUUGGCCUUUCGUCUCUGUGUGAGCCACAGCAGGAGGGAGAGCACCAGUGUGGAGGCGCCAAUAGCCCCAAACACCUGGAAGGCCGGGAAUUCCCCCUGUUGAAAAAAUGCAGGAUUUUCAAACUUUUUUUUUUCCCCAAGAAAGUAGCAAGAAAAAUGAGAAAAGGGAACAGACUUCUCUGAGACACUUGUAUCCAUGGUAGUUGUCUGCACAGCUGCACUCGAAGAAGCCAGGACCAAAGGGACCACACUGGGAGAACUCCGGACAAUUGACGGCUACGGGUUGAUUCAUUCAUGAGGACGUAAGCAGCUGCUUGUGUGCCUUUUAAAUAUAAUAUAAUAUAAAUGCUUCCAACAGUGGAAAACUUACACAUCUGUCCGGUUUGGUUGCACAUAUUCUUUUGGCCUUUGCAAUGCAAAUUUCCUUUGUUCCAUUCCACUUUUUCCCAGGAGGAAUUCCCACCAGGACAUGUGAUGUCUGCAGGUAAAAUCCUAAAAAAUAUUUCAAUAAACUACUUACUACCUUACUACCUACUAACAUACAUAUGGUAAUAAAAAGAAUGAAUUGAAAAGAGCUGAGAAAUCUAAAUUACAAUACUAUAUCGUACU